This is a messenger RNA of Humulus lupulus (European hop), 1203 nucleotides long. RefSeq lists its product as uncharacterized. Gene Ontology annotation, molecular function: catalytic activity. The transcript has a single exon. NCBI's taxonomy places the organism in Eukaryota, Viridiplantae, Streptophyta, Magnoliopsida, Rosales, Cannabaceae. Bases 1 to 1203 code for a protein of 400 amino acids. The record is from RefSeq and is a predicted model, not a curated record.
AUGGAUAGGCUAUUUGGAUGGAAUGUUAGGGGGCUUAACAACGCCAAUAAACAAAGGGAGGUUAUGCGAAUGAUCUCUAGCAAAAGAAUUGGGUUUGUUAGCCUCUUAGAGACAAGGGUAAAGGCCCCCAACAUGGGAUCGUUAUACCUUAAUAUGUUCAAGGGUUGGUGCUUUACUACAAAUUUAAUGCAUCAUCCUAAUGGUAGAAUUAUAGUGGCUUGGAAUCCAUUGACUUAUGAUGUGGAUAUUAGAGGUAGUUCGAGCCAAUGGAUUCAUUUUACUGUCUCAGCCAAGAAUAGAGAUCCUUUUGAUAUUACUGUGGUGUAUGCAGCUAAUGAUAUGAGAGGCAGGGAGAGGCUUUGGGAAGAUUUGGAAAAUAUGGCUCAUGGAAUUAAUGGGCCUUGGAUAGUUAUGGGAGAUUUCAAUGCAGUUCUUUCUCCAGAAGAUAGGUUUCCUUAUCAUGGGAAUGGUUCAGAAUUAACUUAUUUCCAGCACUGUGCAGAAACUUGCAGGUUAACAGACAUGAAGUUUUCGGGUAACUUUUUUACUUGGAACAAUAAACAAGCUGGCAAGGAUAGGGUUUAUGCUAAGCUUGAUAGAGUCUUAGCUAAUGAGAAUUGGAUAGGGAAGUUUCCUACUGCUGAAGUGGUUUUUUUUCCUGAAGGUGAUAUGGACCAUAGUCCAUUUAUAGUGAAUUUUGGCACUCUUAUUGAGAAUAAGAAGCCUUUCAGAUAUUUCAAUUUUUGGAGAAAUCUUGAGGGGUUUCAAAAGACAGUAGCUGGCAGUUGGAGGAAGGAGGUUCAAGGAACUCCAAUGUUUUGCUUGAUAACGAAAUUAAAAAGGCUGAGAGUGGAGUUGAAAAAGCUAAAUAGAGAUGGGAAAGGUGAUGUUUUCGUGUAUGAGGCAAAGAUUCAUAAGCAGUUGCUAGAUACCCAAGUGAAACUUCAAUCAGAUCCUGGAAAUCCUCUGUUGAUUGAAGAAGAGAUUUUAAGAAGGAAAGAGUACCAGAAAGCUCAUAAAGAUCUGGUGCAAUUUCUAAAACAAAAAGUUAAGGAGGAUUGGCUUAAACAAGGGGAUGAGAAUACUAAGUUUUUCCACAAUAGUAUUCGGCACCGACAAAUUCAGAAUGUAAUUUAUUCGAUUUGGGACAUGAAAGGUAACUGGCUAGAUAAACAGGAGGAGGUCAAUAAUGCGUUUUCUUAA